Messenger RNA from Trypanosoma theileri, 1026 nucleotides. RefSeq names its product putative nucleoside diphosphate-linked moiety X motif 22-like. Gene Ontology annotation, molecular function: GDP-mannose hydrolase activity. Bases 1 to 1026 code for a protein of 341 amino acids. NCBI's taxonomy places the organism in Eukaryota, Euglenozoa, Kinetoplastea, Trypanosomatida, Trypanosomatidae. The record is from RefSeq and is a predicted model, not a curated record. The transcript has a single exon.
AUGCUCUCUACAGAUGCGAUGGAUCCAUUUGAGUACCUCUUCAUUGCGACUAGUGAAAUAUCACCGCUGCUGCCGUCCACUUUAGAAGCGACUGUUCGCCGCUCCCACAACCGCGCAGAAGACACCGCGACGGAUCACACGGCCAUUGAAGAGACGUGGAAUAAACUCACAAAAAGAAAUGAUGGAGAGCCGCAGAGGGAGAAUGUGUAUAAUGGAUUAAAGUUUCGUUUACAUGGCGUAGUGCAAGAGGGUAAUAAGUGUAGUCUACAACUUGGUUUAACAGACUAUAAGAGUAGUUUGGGAACGACAAGGAAUAUUGGUAUGUAUGCUGAGCUUGCGAAAAGAAAAGGUGUUCUGUUAGAGAAUUAUCUCGCGAAUGCUUUGGGUGUGGAAUGUUUUACUCUUACUUCUGAUGGAAUGGGGGUUUUAUUUUGUCGAUCAGAGUCUGUUAGUGAGUAUCCUGGUUUCUUCUGUUUCCCUGGUGGACAUGCAGAGCCUAAUAAAAUUUUUAAUUGGCAACACUUUAAAGAAACCCACUCCAGAGAUACUUCUACUAUUAUUACUACUACGAAUAAUAAUAAUAGUAAUAAUAAUAAUAAUAAUAAUAAUAAAUCUUCUUCUUCUUUAUUGAAUGAGGCUGCAGGAUGGUUUGAAUAUGUAACGACAUCUACACUUGUGGAUCUUCUCUUUGACGCAGCUACAAUGGAAGUAGCGGAUGAACUUGGGGUGGAACCCACUUCCUGUAGUAAUAAAGGACUUUUAAGUGUUGUUAGAAAUGUAAAGAGUAGAAAACCGGAUGUUUGUUUUUUUAUUCAAUUAAGUCUUAACGCAUCUGAAGUAAAGAAAUGUUUUAAUAGUCGAAGAGGGGCGGAUGCUUUUGAAUCAAUUCCUAAUUCAUUGCGAUUGAUUGAUCUUAACAUGAUCAAAACAGAAGAGGCGGCACGGUGUUUUGUGGAGGAAAAACUCCAGGGAAAAUUAACUCCAGCAUCUUUUGCGUGUUUGUUGCAUGGGAUAAAAUAUAUUUAG